Molecule: messenger RNA, 8129 nt
Organism: Oncorhynchus masou masou (cherry salmon)
Lineage: Eukaryota; Metazoa; Chordata; Actinopteri; Salmoniformes; Salmonidae
Product: sterile alpha motif domain-containing protein 9-like
Exons: 3
Coding region: 148-4785 (1545 amino acids)
Cellular component (GO): cytoplasm
Molecular function (GO): protein binding
Source: RefSeq, a predicted model, not a curated record
UGAAACAUCUCGCAACAGACACACCCUGUUAUAUCGUCGAGUAACCUAGACAUAUCCACGUCGUGUCAUUUCUCACAAAUAUAACUAUAUCGUCGUCCGUUUCAAGCAAUGCUGUGCUGAUAUAAAAGUGCAUGCAGUUUGCCUGAGAUGGAGUGGAGUAGUUUGCCAUUGGGCGAAUGGACAGAAUCCCAUGUGAGCUCCUGGUUAAAAUCCAUUGGAGUAAAAGAUACAUACAUUAUGAAACUUUUUGAAGAGGAGGUUACAGGACCUGCCCUAUUGGAGUUGCAGGACAAUUAUCUACGUGAUGCAUUUGAAAUGAAAGGUGGCCAAAUCCAACUUCUGCUGCGCAAACGAGAUGAACUUUUGAAGGCAGGACCACAGAAACUAAAAGAAGACAGUAGUACAAAGAGGGAUGCCAGAAAUGUGGAAUCCAGUGCUGUUUCCACACCUGAGUCAAAACACAAGGUUGGGAGAUCCAGUCCAAAAAUGGAAAAAGAACCCAUUUCAACAGAGGAAAAAAAUGAAUCAACAUUGGUCAAUGCGUCUUUGUCUAUUAGUGAGUAUCGCAAAUUUGACAAACACGAUAAAGACUUCAAAUACGUCAAGCACAGAGUACUUCCACCAGAGAACGGAAUUGAAAACAUGAUUGUCCCAUGCCAUGAAUACAAAUCACUGGAAAUUGCCCAUAAAUUAGAACAAAAAAAGCUUACUGUCAAAGUUGCAAGUGAGGUUCUCAGAUUUGCUUGUGGGUGCAUGAACAUGCGGACCAAUGGCACAAUACACUUUGGGGUCAUGGAUAAGAUUAAAGGCAGCUACAAGCAUGGUGAAAUCAUAGGAAUACCAGUUGAAAGCCAAGAUUCAUUUGUGGAUGCAUUAGACUACAUUGAAAACUGCUUCAAAGGAUCAACCCAUCCGUCUGAUGCCAGGAGUUGCAUAAGGAACCCAAAGUUCAUUGAGGUUAUUGACAAGGAGGCCAGUGAAACAACCUGGAUCAUUGAAUAUGAUGUUGUCCCCAAGGCAAAAGUGGUGAAAGACAAACUGUACUGUGUCACUAUUCCAAAGUUCAGUGAGAAAGCCAACAAAGUCAUCUAUGAGGAGAAAGCCCCCUAUCACAGAGUAGGGGCUAACACACCCCGCAUAUCAGAGGAUGGCCUAAUUAAUUUCAUUCAAGGUCUCCGGGACAAAGAUCAACAGAGAGAGGAGGCUGAACUCUCAGACAACCAAACAGCUUCUGACUGUAGAGAGGAUCAGAAGAGAAAACUCUCCAUCCUCCUCACAUGUGGAAAAAAGUACAUGGAUGACUCACUGUUCUACAUCAUCGUGACAAACAAACUUAAACAAGAACAUCUUGAGAACAUCAACUUCUUGACUCACAUGAAUAUAUUUUGUGUGUUUGACUUUGACCCAGACUCGAAGACAUCGGGUCUAUGUGAGAAAUAUAAGGAGCACCAUGCUACAAACCUUCAUUUUCUGCAUGACUAUGCAAAUGACCGUGGGCUGAGCAGUGCUGACUUCAUAAACCGUUUGCAGCUCUUUGAUAGACCAAGCUGGAUUUUCUGCAAUGGACGAAACGAUUAUCUUGGUGGUGAGAAGCCUUGUGAUGAAAAGACCUGGAUCAAAACAAAGAAAAAGCAGCUGAAAAGAACAGUGUCUGUGAUCUGCAAUGAAAUUCUUCCUCCAGGGUCAUUUGUGGUGGUUUUCUUGCUCAUGUCCCACAUCGAGCAACCUCUUGUUGAUACAUUCCAUGAAUUCUACGCAGAAAUGAAUGGUCGGGACGAUUUGGCUAUAAUAUCAGAGUCAAAAGAGAACUACAAAAAGUGGUCAAGCUUUGCUCAGGUAUCGUGUAGCAUGGCUGCACUCAAAGAGAUCAGUAUUGUUGAAAUGCCAAUGAGUCAUGUAGAUGCCACUAUUCAAAGCAUUCAGCUUUCAGUUAGUCGAUCCACAAGGAGUUUACCAGUCUUCAACAAAGGUCUAUGCUUCUUAAAGCCAGUUGAAGAGGAUAAGAUUAAUUCGUUGGACAUAGUCAGUGUUGACCAGUGUGAUGACACAAACUUGGAGAUACUGGACCAAGACAAAAUCAGCAACAUUGAGAAGUAUUUCUAUCAAGGUGGGAAGAUAGACUGGAUGAAUUUGUGGCUGGCAGAUAAAAAACAUUGUGGGGAAGUCAUCCAGCGAGAUGCAUACCGAGAAACAAACAACAUUCUAGAAGACAUUUUACAGGGUAAUAGUGCCAAAAGAUCCAUUGAGACUGUUAAUAUAUGUCACCAAGCCGGCAGUGGUGGGAGUACAGUUGCGCGACAGAUCCUCUGGAAUUGGAAAGCAAAACUGCGAUGUGCAGUAGUUAAACAAUCCCAUGAAAUCACAACUGUGUGUGAGCAUGUAGUGCACCUGAGGGAAUAUGAAGAACGAGACAAAAACAGCUGUCUCCCAGUGCUUUUGCUGUUGGAAGAUUGUAAUGCAGAGUACCGAGAUGAUCUUAGGCGGGAAUUAGGCAAUGCAAUUACAACCAAGAAAAUAAGUGCCUCUGUCCUAUGUUUCAUCCUGCUCAUCUGUAAAAGAUCUCAUGAUCCAGAGAGGAUGUGCCGAGCAUUGCCGUCUCAGACUGUAGCAGUGACACACAAACUGACAGAUGAAGAGAAGACUCUCUUCUCAAAGAAACUAGAGAGACUAAAGCUGAAGUUUGAACCUGAGUUCAUUCUCACAUUUGUACUGAUGAGUGAGGGGUUUCAAACAAGUUACAUUGAGGGCUUUGUGAAGAAUCUACUGGACAAUAUUGAUCAUUCAUCUCUCAUCACUCGCCUUAUCAGAUUUGUGGCACUGCUGAACUGUUAUGUUCAGGACUCGUAUAUAUCUGUGUCACACUGCGAAGCUUCCCUUGCCUUAGGUAUUCAAGUGGAUAGAAUCCGUUACCAUGCAUUUGAGAACUCUCUCAGUGAACAAGCUAGACUUGUUUUCAUACACCUAAAGGAGAGUACAUCACACAUCUCAUCCAUACGGAUAAUUCAUCCAAUGUUGGCAAAGGAAAUUCUAGUGCAGCUCUCUAAAACUCUGCCACAGAGUGAAAUAGCAAUGGAUCUACUACAGGACAAUGUACUUAUGAGUCAUAGGUUUGGAAGAGAUGAUUUUCUGAAGUUCAUCCGAGUUCUCUUCAUCAGACGCAACAAAAAAAGCAGAGGAGAUUCUGAGGACAGUUCAUUCUCUCCUCUGAUUGAACAUGUCAGCACUGAAACAGGGGGCAUUGAAAAAGCUGUUGAUCUUUUGAAAGCAGCCUACAUAGCUUUAGGAAAAGAUGCAAUUGUUGCCCAGCAGCUGGCUCGUCUGCUCUACACUAACACAAGGUUCGAGGAAGCUCUACGUUGGGCUGAAAAGGCUAAAUCAAUCCUGCCAUAUGAUACAUUUGUCCUUGACACAUUAGGACAGGUGUACAAGUGGUGGUUUUAUCACAUGCAUGACACUCUUGACAAGCGAGAAUUACCGCCUGAAAAAGUUACUGAAAUUAUAGACACAGCUCUGAAAGGAAUUUCAGCUUUCCGUGCCUCAGAAAAAACACCCAAAAAAGAGCACGUUAGUCUGAACAACUCCUACUAUGGGGAGGUGGAUGUUGGAUGCAGACUGCUUCAACUCAUAUCAGCAGUGGAUGUUUUUACAACCAAAGAUGGAAAGUCUGAGCUGAUGAAAUACUUGCUAAGUGACUACAUACCGCAAGCAGUUGAAAAACCCUGGCUUAGGUUCCACGGCCAACUAAAAGGAAUGAACAAGAGUAUUUACCAUGCUCUUGAGUGCAUUUCUGAAAACCUCAGUUACUUUCAGACAGACAUCAGUGAGGAGGAAGAGGAACUUGACACAAGAGAGCCUGAACAAGUACACAAUCCAAGGAAAUGGGUGACAAGGAAGAGUGCUGUGUACGCUGGUUUUUUUUGUAACAUCCCAGAUAUCGUCAGCCCAAUGCCUGACUACAAUAAUUCUGAAAUGGUCACUCACACUGAAAGUUCUCGAUUCACAAGACAAAUGAAAAUUUACCAGCUAGGUGGAGGAAAUCUCACAACCAUCCUCUCCUUGCUCCUUGACCACAAUGCCAAGAGAUCUGGUAGAAAGCUGGAGGCAAUAAUUGGCAUGUAUCCAGAGAACCUCAAAAAGGAAGACCUUGACCAGACAGAACUUGUCAACUUCAUUUUCUGUCAGAUAGCUCUUGCUUGUGCUUUACCUGGCUCUCCAAAGCUAGUUUCCCUACAGAAACUUCAGGAUCUCAGUAGGAGAUUUAACUGGGGAGGGAGACACACACCAGCAGCAAGUGCUCUCUUUCUUCAUUCAAUUUUGUUCUGGCCAGAGGAGCCAAGAAACAAGGAGCCUGAUUCUGCCAAUGGCCAAGUUCUCAUGUUAGCAAUUGAUGCUCUUCAAAGACUUUGUGAGCUCAAAAAUAAACAUUUACCACCAAGAAAAAGUAGAAUAAUAACUCACUUCUUUCUUGGGAAGGCGAGAGGGCUGAGCAGGAUUGUUCAUCGCAGUCAGAUAGAAAAGCACAUAAAGGGGACUAUGAGCGAAAGAAAUCUCAAGUGGCUUGGUGGUGAGGUGUUCAAAACCCCAGAAGUUGUUCAAUUGCUGCAACGUGUUGAUGGAUGGACAGAAAAUGGACAACUGUUGGUUCAAGGCACAACCAAGGGAAGCAAGAUCAGGGUCAUUCCUCUGUUCAAAGCCUCUCUGCCAAAUGCAAAUGAAAAUGUCACAUUUUGUUUAGGUUUUUCAUUUGAUGGAUUGGUUGCUUUUGACAUUAAAGUUCAGGAGUGAGGUCAAAUGCAAAUUUCUGCAUGGGUGUAUUAUCUGUGUUCUACAUCUGUCUAUAUUAGUUUAUAUGCUGUUACUAAGCAGUAAUGCAUUAUGGCAGUACAAUGUUACAAGACCUAAUAGACAGUUCACAUGCACACUAAUGGCCCUACUUGUAUUCCACAAGAUGUUUUUACUAAAUGACACAGUAACCUGUACUCCCUUCUCCUGCCUGGUGAUAUUCUCCACAUCACAAAUAUUGCAGUGGCAUUGAGGUGAACAAACUGCAUAAACAAACUGGACAAAAGGGAAGAAUGUUGCGUGAGUAAUACAAUUCGGGAAGUAUUGUUUUAAAGCUAAGCAUUGCUAGCUAAGCACAGUGUUCGGGAGCUGCAGAUAGUGAGCCUAUUGUAGUCCAGAAAUCGGCACACAGUAAGAACUGUCAUUGAACCCAUUUGAAAAUAAGUGAUCUCAGUGGAGAAUAUUUACUCUGAUAAAGGAUCAAAUACUUUUUGAUGAAAAAUAGGCUUAUAUAGACAAAAUAAACAUAACACAGUGGGCACUUAGGAACAAAUGAGUGCAGGGAAUUAAGAAAGUGCAGAAAAUUCUGAAAGUGAAAAACGAAAAGUGCCACAAAUGAGGAAAAGUUUGACAUUUUACAGAGCGUAUGUAAAGCUCCAAAAUGCACAAACAGCUCACAAUAUGUCAGACACAACACAAGAAGAGGAACCUACAGUUGAAACAGUACUGGCACUGUUGACAGUGUACACAGAUCAACAACGGAAAGAUGGAAUCUAUCUCAACAUGGAGUUAGAUGGAAAACCAGUAAACAUGCAGAUGGACACCGGUGUAUCUCUCAUUCCAGAGGGAUUAUACAAAGAUAAACUGAAAGAGUGCCCUCUUCAGCCAGCAUACAUCCGCCUUUUCUUCAUACACUGGUAACAGUAUUCCUGUGUUAGGGUAGAUCCAGGUACCAGUCAGAUUUGAGUGGACGCUGCCGCUUGUCAUUGUCAAAUGAGAAAAAACAGUCCUGCUAGGCAGAAGAUGGACACAGAAGAUCAAGUUGAACUGGGGAGAAAUCAUCAGUCUGACAAAUGACAAACCAGUGAGUCAUGCUACACACAAACAAACUCUUUAAAGAUGGCUAUGACCACAGGAAAAGUCAGAGAGCAAGAAGAAACCUAGCCUAUCUUUCACAAGCCACAUCUGGCUCCCUAUGCUCUAAAGGAAAUCGUAGAGGAAGAACUGGAGUGUCUACAGAAGAAUGACAUCACGAAAGUGGAGAGGAGCGACAGCACAUGGGGGCUAUUCAGAUUCAAUUGCUUGGCCUAAGGGAUCUCGACAGCUCCAGCGAUAUUCCAACACACAAUGGAUCAGAUCUAGGAUAGCACUGACCAGGGGUAUUCUAUUCUUGCCCAACGAGGUCAGGGGCCUGCUGGUUUUCUGUUCUACCUGAUAAUUAAUUGCAUACACCUGGUGUCCCAGGGGAGAACAAUACAAAAAAAAUGCAGUGGUACUGGCGUUGAGGUCCAGAGUGUGAGGGGCAUAGACAAUGUCAUGUGCAUCAUAGACGGUAUACUUGUGUCAGCACCAACCAUGGAAGAGAACCUUGCAUUGCUGGAUAAAGUGAUGUCUAGACUGGAGAAUUAUGGAGUGAGCAAGUGUGAGUUCCUUCAGGACUCAGUGGAAUAUUUUGCAUACAAGAUCAGCGCACAAGGUCUGCACCCAAACGACAGCAAGGUCAUCUCACAUGUUCUACAAUCAGGUGAACACCCCAUUGCAUUUGCAUCACGUUCUCUGUCACCAAGUGAGAAAAACUAUAAUCAAAUUGAGCCCUGAGAAUAAUGUUCAGAGUGAUGAUGUUUUACAAAUAUCUCGAAGGAAGGAAGUUCCACUGCUGACAGAUCACAAGCCGCUUCUGGCCAUUCUUGAACCAAUAUCAGCCAUACCAACCCUGGCCGCAUUUCAAUGUAACAUUGGGAUCUGAUACUGCAAGCCAAUUUAAAGACAGAAAAUACCAGUUAUCUACAAAUCAAGGAUGUGUUCUCUGGGUAUCAAGGGUGGUGGUACCUCCCAAGUUUAGGAGACUACUAUCUGAGCUGCACAAUGAACAUCCAGGGAUCACUUGAAUGAAAGAACUCACCAGCUGUUAUCUGUGGUGGUCUGGACUGGAUCAGGACAUUCAGCAGCAUGUAGGCCACUGCUCAGCCUGUGAAUCUGUUCACAACAAGCCUGCUAUUGCACCUCUUCAUCCAUGGGCCUGGGCUGCUACACCAUGGGAACGCAUCUAUGUGGACUACGCCAAAAUCGACAAGGAACACUUCCUAGUUGUCAUCAAUGUCCUUUCCAUGUGGAUGGAAGUGUUUCCUACACAACUGACCCAGCAAAGACCGGUCGAGAGAACGAGAAAAACGACCUCCAGGACUAUGCUCCUGACUGUGGGAGUACGAGAGAGAGCCUGACCUUCCACCCAAAUCUGUCUCUCCAACGGAAGCCCAGGAGGAGUGGAGGUAUCCACUCAAAAGCACCUCAAAAGCUUGGCCUUUGAGUGAGCUGUUUCUGGACAUAAAGGAAAGAAAAAGGACAUUACCCAUGUUUAGUUAAUAGGGCACAAGUUCCAGUUUUGGGGCAGAAUAAUCCCCUGGACUUGUUCUGGGCUCUGAAAAGUCUACUUCAACCCAGUAGUUGAUAAAUGUUUAAAAAUGCAUUGUUCCAGUGUUGCAUUAGUAUUUAAUAAAAUUACUAACCUUGUUUUCUGGGGGUUAAAAGCUAUGGGGGAGCAGUGUAGUAUCUGUGAUCUACAUAUGUCUAUACUGUAUGUUUCUAUACUGUUACUAAGCGGUAAUGCAUUACGACCAUGCUGUGUUACGACACCAAAUAGACAGUGCACAUGUGCACUAUGCUCCUAAGUUGUAUUUGACUACAUAUUUUACGAAACAACACAAACCUGUACUUCUGUCUCCUGCCUGGUGAUAUUCUUCACAACACAAAAGAUUACAAUUGGCACAAAACAGUGUUGCCAGAGAAAUAAGCUGCCAAAAGAAGCCUGUUUGCUGUUGAUAAACACUUCUGUAAAUGCUGUAAGUUUCAUCAUUUGAGAACUUUUGAUACAAUUCAUCCAAGCAGCAAAAUGUAAAUACAGUGGAAACCAUAAUUACAAAUGUUAAUGUUUGAACAAGUUGCACUAUGUAAAAGAUUAAUGAUGUUAAAGUAAUAAUGAUAGUUGUAGAUAAGUUGAAAAACAGGGAAAAUAUAUGUACAUCUUAAAUGUCAUCUUGUCCAUGUACAUACAUAAAUCAUGUCCAGGAGCAUAUUUGAUGCAUAAUAUUGUGAUAUAUUUGGACUUUGUCAAAUAAAACAAAAUUUGU